Molecule: messenger RNA, 11020 nt
Organism: Oryzias melastigma (Indian medaka)
Lineage: Eukaryota; Metazoa; Chordata; Actinopteri; Beloniformes; Adrianichthyidae
Gene: cica
Product: capicua transcriptional repressor a
Exons: 22
Coding region: 843-8213 (2456 amino acids)
Biological process (GO): regulation of transcription by RNA polymerase II
Cellular component (GO): nucleus
Molecular function (GO): DNA-binding transcription factor activity, RNA polymerase II-specific; RNA polymerase II transcription regulatory region sequence-specific DNA binding
Source: RefSeq, a predicted model, not a curated record
CAGCACUGCGGUGAGGCUUGUUGUGCUCCAGCCGCGGUGCUAACGCUUGUUUGCUAUGCUCAGAAACCCAGUUAGCAGCUCAUCUGAGCGGCGUAGUUUUUGACAUCUGGGCGGAUUUUGUUUUCAAAAAAAAAUAGUCCGGCCGGACUGUUUUUCUGUGUUGGGAGGAAAAAAAGGGGAGCGGUGCGGCGACACACCGCGAGCGAGAAACUUUUCCUCUAGAAAUGAAUACAACGCCAUAACUGUCGCCGGACAAAUAGUGAAAAGUGUGCCGUUCUUCGUCCUCGGACUGACACGUUUUCGUGCGGGGUUUUUCCUCCUCCUCCGCCCCUUCCUUUCUUUCUCACGGCCGUUAGGAUGAGUGCGUGUCUUGUUUUGCGGGCCUUCCCCUUGCACUUGUUUGCGGGGAGCUUUCUCGGUACUUUGUAACGCCGCCGUAGUAACGCGAACGUCAAAAGUUGCCGAGGCAGCGUUAGUUGUUUACGUCCCGGCGACUGCCACCGUCAGAUUGGCUGGACAAACUUAACUUUUGCGCGGUGUUUGUGGACGCGCGUGCCCGGGGAGCGGAUCCAUCUGGACGGGACACUGACUGAACACCGCCCGCGCGGGGAAUAUGGGUCGCCCGGGAGGGCAUUAGGGAGUCACUGGAGUAAAGUGGAAAAGUGCUGGAGUCACGCAACAAAAGACAGGAUGAGUGAGGGAGGCCCUGGCAGAGGAGGAAAAUAGAGCAAAGAGAAGAGGGGGAAGCAGGAAAAGACGAGCAAACCAAAAGCGCCAAGUGAAAACUCUGGGAUAAAUAAAUAAAAGGAGCUGUUUGGAGAAAAAUCAAGCUAGAUGAAAAGAUGAAACCGAUUAAAAAGCAGGGCCGGCGCUCUCCCCCCUCCACCCGGGCGAAAGGAGGGAAGCGUCGGGGGGCUGGGGAUACCUCAGAUGGAGGAGAGAAGAGAGAUUCGGACGAGAAUAGAGACACAAGCAGAUCCCCUUUGAACCAAAUUACAUCUUCCUCUUUUUCCUCUAGUUCACAGCCAGAGUCUUUUCCGUCAGACCUAAUGAGAGCGCGGGACAGUUCUGAGGGGGAGAGGCUACCAGAGUCGAUUGUAAUGGAUUCGGGAAAACUGUUGACAUCCUCAGAGGAAAGAUCUGCCAGGUCAACCUUAAGCAGCUGUGAAAGCGGCGGCAGUAGUUGUAGUAAUAGUAGUACACCGAGCGCCAACAACAGUCCAAACCCAUCCUCCAACCGAAAAACAGCCACCUUCAAGUCCCGUGUUCCCAAAAAGAAGUAUACAUCUGAACACUGCUCGUCAUCUACUGCCGGUCACCAUAGCAACCCCACCUCCUCUGUGACACCUCCUCCGUCUCUGAGCACUGGAGCCUUUAAUGAGGGGUCAACUGGUUCAGGGGUCGACAUUAGCAACUUGCAUUCUGACAGCAGCAGUCAGAGCAGGAGCCUAAUGGAUGACUUUCACCCUGCCUGUCCUGAGGCGGAUGGGCCUCGGGAUUCUGUAGGCCCACCUACUUUGUCACUUGUAGGAGAGAGGGCUGUAGGUAGUGAUGAGUUAACCGACAUAGAGAGAGUGUCCCCCAGCCCCCUGCCUCGGUGUUCUUCAACAGACACCGCCAGUGAGCACUCGGCUGAUCUGGAGGUUGUUGGUGACACGCGUGAUGUCUCCCAUUCAUCUGCACACUCAGUACCCAGUCUACCCAAUGCUCUAUCUGACGCCCUGGCCAAAGGACUAAAAAACCAGCGAAUCCUUGCCCGUCAGCGAAAGAGAAGAAGUAAUGAAGAGGCAGGAGGAGAAAUGAGGCACGACAAGAGGAGUUCAGACUUGGUGUUCGGGGCUGGGGUGGUACGGAGUGUCAGCGGUAAAUCAGGAACCUUGGAGGUGCAACUGAAUGGAGAGAAGAUGCUCUGCCGUUAUCCUUAUUGCCAUGACAGCCCCCCAGGGGUGGUGGACAUAAUUCUGGAUGCACCACCACCCGGUGCUCAUACAAUACCAAUUGGAACCCAUGUCUGUGUGCCAUUUAGAACUGAAGAUGGUAACGAGGGUCAGUGGCAGUGGUACAAAGAAGGUGUGGUGACUGAGGUAGACACACAUCCUGCUGUGGCCAACCGCUAUCGUGUCCUGCUGUCUGAAGAAAGACCUUACCCUCUAGAUGAAGAAGAUAGUAGAAGUGCUCCCCAGGCUGUGUGGGUCUCUAGACAAACACUUAGGCUUCUUGUGCCGCCGUGGGACCUGGACUUUCCCUCUAGUGGUACACGAGAAGGAGAAUCUAGUGCUCGAGACAGGGAAGAAAAGCAGGAAGAAAGGGAAGAGAUAGAUGUAGAGCAGGAGGUGCGUCGACUUAGCGGAGGAUUAACCCCUGGAAUAGCAUCAGGGUUGGGAAGGGGGAUGUCCUAUCAAGGAAUAAUUCCUGUUUCUUCAACAUCAGGCCAUAACAUUAGCUCUCAAGUAACUCCAGAAUCUGCUCUUAGUCUGGCAAGUGGCAGAGAGUGGGAAAUUGAGAAUAAUUUUGAACAAGUGAAAAGGGAGAGGGUGCUCCUAAAAAAUCAGAGCAGAGACAGAGAAAGAGAGAACAGCUCAAAGCAAGUGCAGCAGCUUUCACAGCAGCACCAUGCAUACAUGCCGCUUACCCCUGAAGAAGACAUGGAGGUGUCGCACUUUAACAUGGUCCCCAUCAUACCUGGUGCCAAACCCAUGACAGUCCCCCAGCAACGCAACAUUGUUUCUAAGCUCCAGCCUGGCUACCUCAAUACCCACCCAUCUGUGGUGCGGGGCGUUGGGUUUCCCCCCACCCACCUGGCCAUGAACCCUCAUCCUCCACCUGUUCUUAUAGGCAUUGAUCCAGGAAGUGCAGCCAGUGCUGUGAUCGCAACAUCCCAGCUCCCUCCUAUUCCUCCUAUCUCCUCUUGCUCUACAUCCUCCUCCAGAGGAGAAAAGGCAUCAGGGGGAAAUUCUACUGCAGGAGGAGGUCCCAGUUCAACCUCCUCCAGCUCUUCACGCUCCCGUACACCACUCACAGCUGCCCAGCAGAAGUACAAGAAGGGAGAUGUUGUGUGUACACCAACAGGAAUUCGAAAGAAGUUUAAUGGGAAACAGUGGAGAAGACUGUGCUCUCGGGAAGGUUGCUCUAAGGAGUCUCAGCGACGGGGAUACUGCUCUAGACACCUUUCAAUGAAGACAAAGGAAAUGGAGGCUAGUGGAGGUGGGCGGGACAGAAGUGGAGCCAGUAGCACAGGAACUCUGACACCAUCUGACUUGCGACUGAGUGGUGGGAGAGCCAGCUCAGAAUUUGACUGGGAUGAGACGUCACGGGAAAGCAGUGAAGCCAGCAGUCGUGGAGGAGACUCCCGUCCCCGUUUAGUCCUUCCGUCCCUGCUGCCCCAGGACCUUUCUCGUUUCGACUAUGAUGAGUGUGAGGCAGCAUCCAUGCUCGUCUGCUUAGGUGGUUCCCGUUCUGGCACACCUUCAUACUCUCCCAUAUCAAACCAGUCACCCUUUUCUCCAACCCCGUCACCCUCACCCUCUCCACACUUUGGCUUUCGCCCUGCCAAUUUCAGCCCCAUCACUGCUCAUCCUUCACGUCGCCAUCGUCAACCUAGUGGCACUAAGAUUGGUACACCAGGAGGUGAAAGAGAACGGCACCCAUCAGGGAUUGUCCCAUCUUUUCAGACUAACCUCACCUUUUCAGUUCCUAUAAGUCCAAGCAAGAGAAAGCAUGAGACCUAUCCCCCUCCUCUACUGUCUGCAAUCCAGGACUGCCAAACCAAACAGGAACAACAGCAGCUGAUUGGUAUAAGCAGUGGGGUGUUAGGAGACCAGUCUCUUGUCCAUAGUCCUGCAGCCUUCAGAGUCCUUUCCCCUCAGAAUCAGCCCACAACUCCCUCCUCACUCUCCUUCACCCAUCCUCGCAGUGCCACCAGUCGACCUCCAUCCUCUGCUGCCUCCACACCUCCACCCAUGUUGGUUUCCCCUACUCCUUCUCCACUACCCCAAGAACCCUCUCCACGCCGGAUUGUACCGCUCCGUGACUCUCCAGUCAUCGUCCGAAACCCAGACGUCCCUCUGACCAAGUUUUCUGAUGGUCCAUUAGCAAGGCGAGACAGAAGUAGGUCAAGAGAGCGUAACCAGUCACAACAUGCAACAACGAUAGGCUUACAGGCCCCUGUUCCUAUUAAUGGGGCCACCACCAAUGGUGCAGUUCUCCUGCGGAACCCUACAUCAACUCUUGUUCUGGUGACCUCAAGCCCGUCCCUCACUCCAGCCACAGGAGGCCAUGUUGCCAUCUCUACCCCCUCGACUCCUGGGUCCACGUCUGCCUCUUUGGGUUUGACUCUGUCUUCAACUGGUUCUGGAGCAAAGGAGAGGAAACUUGAUGGGCACCAGGACAACUCAGGAGGAGCACUGCCUCAGCCGGUCGCCUGCCAUCCAACACCAACAGCCCUGCUACCGCUCAUCCUCCCAGCUGAGUCGUCUCUCCCUACGCCCCGCAAGCAAAUCAUCAUGGGACGCCCGGGAACUGUGUGGACCAACGUGGAGCCUCGCUCAGUUCCAGUGUUCCCUUGGCACUCUCUGGUCCCUUUCUUGGAGCCCAGCCAGUCGGGAGCGGCCGCCCAGCCCGCCGAUGGCCAGCAGUUCAUCAAUCAGGGCAAAGAACCUCGCUGCGGUGUGGCGCUGCUGAGUGACGGGCGAACCGGGCCUCCAGAUCAAGGAAGAGGAUCACCAUUGUGCCCUCCCUCAACCAAUGACAAUCCUCCUGCUGACAGGGGCGGGGCAGACAGCGAGACGGAGAGUGAUACCGAUGACCCGUUUUCUCCUGGAGUUGCAAACAAUCCAUCUCCAUCCAAUGGACCCAUGAAGAGACGCACUCAGUCGCUCAGUGCCCUGCCGAAGGACGGAGACAAGAAGAGGGAGAAGGAUCACAUCCGUCGCCCGAUGAAUGCAUUCAUGAUUUUCAGCAAGCGCCACCGGGCCUUGGUACACCAGCGGCAUCCCAACCAGGACAACCGCACAGUCAGCAAAAUUCUAGGAGAAUGGUGGUAUGCCCUGGGGCCCAAUGAGAAGCAGCAGUAUCAUGAUCUGGCCUUUAAGGUGAAAGAAGCCCACUUCAAAGCCCACCCGGAUUGGAAAUGGUGCAACAAGGACCGUAGAAAGUCCAUGUCAGAUGGACGUCCCCCCUUUGGUGGAACUCCCAAGGAUGUACGGGAGAGAAGCAUGUCAGAGAGCACAGAUGCUCUCUCUGAGUCUCAGGUGUUGGAGGGGAAGGGUGGAGGCUCGGGGUGGCCUUCAGGAUCAGAGCGUCGUGGUGGGCUGUUUGAGGGCCGGCACCCCCGUCCCAGAGCUUUUUCCCAAAGUGCUGUGCACACCCUGGAGCAGAGGGAAAGAGAAAGAGACCUGGAGAAGGAGGACGGAACAAGUUUGUUCUGUAACCGGCCACUGCUGUACCAAGGUGGAGUCAGCGAGGAUGUGACCAGUGACGAAGAGCGCAUGGUGAUCUGUGAAGAAGAUGGGGAUGAUGAUGUGAUAGAUGAUUCAUGUCCAGAGGGCUCCAUCGAUCUCAAGUGUAAGGAGAGAGUGACGGAUAGCGAUGAAGAUGAACCGGAUGGGCAGCAUGGUUUCCAGCCAGUGGCCCGCUCUUCUCUCCCGUCCUCUUCUCCUUCUAUUCCACACUCCGACUCCUCGUCAGUUAAAGGGAACAGAGAGGAUGGAGGAGGGGGUGGUUCAGAAGACGGGCCAGAGACCAAGAGAGCGAGAGGAGUGGAUGAAAGGGGCGAAGAGAGCCAGGAGGGGCCCAAAAGGAAGGACGUGGGAAGCUUCAGCGGGGAGAGUAGCUCAUCUCUGUCCCCAUCCAUCGCUCAGCCCCCCAUCACUGUGGGAUUUACUCAAUCCCUCAAUGGCGUCCGCAUGGCCCCCACUGUGGUGACCAACGUGGUGCGCCCCAUCGCCAGCACGCCUGUCCCCAUCGCCAGAAAGUCUGUAGAAGGAGCCGUCGCCAUCAGCUCCAUCCCCCAGGACAGGAAAGCUGCUCUUCUGAUGGGCGGAGGUGGAGCUCAGCAGAUGCCAAUCACUACAGGGGGUGGGUACCUGUCCUCAUCCUCCUCCCCUGGUCCUGUCAGUGUAACCCCUGGCGGCUGCCUGGUCACUAACCUAGUUCUGGGAGGGUCCUUCCCCGGCGUGCAGCCAGUACAGCUCAUUACCCCACAAGCUCUGCAGCCACACACCCAAACUCACCCACCCAUCCUGCAGGCCCAGCUCCACCCCACUGCUGCCACACCUCCCACCUACCCCAAGCCACUAGCACAGGUCCAGCAUGUCCUGCCCUCCAAGAGUCCAUCCUCCCCGCAGCUUACUCAUCAGCAAAUCCUCACCAUGCCCGCCCAUGGUGUUCACCCUGGGGUGGGGACCACAGUCAGCCCAGGGACCAGAGCCCAAACCCAGUCGCCGGUCUUGCAGAACAAGAUGCUGGUCCCCAUGGCAACAGUGAGAGCAGGUUCUACUCCUCCUCAGCCGUCCAUUUCUCUCGUGACUCCGCCUCUUCCUGUGCAGAAUGGUACAGCUUCAGGAAAUAAGAUCUUCCAGAUUGCCUCCAUGCCUGUUGUGCAGAGCAAUGUUCACCCAAGCGGCACAGCAGCCGUACAUCCGGGGAGCUCCUUUCCUGUUUCCAUGGCAACAAUGAUGGCUCCCGCUGGGGCACCCCCGCAGAACGUUCUCCUGACCUCCCCACCCACCAGGAUCACCUAUGUCCAGUCCAGCCAAGGGGUAACUACGGCAACGGCCCAACAGGGCACACAGCCUCAAGGACCUCCAUAUCUUCCAACACCUCUUGCAGCUCUGGGCUUUACUGCCAUCGCUCCAGCUGGGCAGGCCCUAGUCCAGCCAAUCGUCGGUCAGCCGCCUCUGCUGGCUCAGGCCCCGCCCCUCAGCUGUCAGUCACAGAUUCCUGCCAGCCAGACAGCUGUAGCUGCAGGUCGUCAGAUUCUCACUGCCAUUUACCCAGCUCCAACUGUUGCCCUGGCAACUGGUGUGGUCUCAGUGUCAGCUGUUCCCCCUGCGUUGGCAGCUCCGGCCCAGGACGUGAAGACCUCUCCCUCCCCUCCAGCCAGUGGCUCCCACCCUAGUAUGGGAAAGGAGGUGGAGGUGAAGCAGGAGAGCCAGCUGGACGCCCUCACUGAGGAUCAAGGGUCAUCGAGCUGCCCCACCAUCUGCACUCUGUCCCCGAGUGCAGUGAAAAAAGAAGAAGAUAUCAAAGAGGAAAACGAGAGAGAUGCUGUUGCUACAAAGGACAAACAGGGUGAGGUGGACGAGGAGCGAGAAAGAGGGAUGAAGGAGAGCAUGGAGAAGAAGAGGCCUAGAGAGACCGAAAGAGAGGACCACAGCAACAACAGCAAAGAGGCUGGACCUCAUUCCCCCCCUCCAACCUCCUCAGGCCUGGAUCCCCCGCCUCCUCCACCAGCAGAAAAAGAAGCUCCUUCAUCCUCAAAAAGGAAUAAAUUUCGACCCCCUCCACUCAAAAAGACUCCUGACUCCAAUGACAAGGUUUUGUCCGAAACAUACUUUGAGGAGCGUUUUGCUGAGCUACCAGAGUUUAAUCCAGAGGAGGUCCUUCCCUCACCCACUUUGCAGAGUUUGGCGACCUCACCCAGAGCCAUCCUGGGAAGUUACCGCAAGAAGAGGCGCAACUCCACCGAUCUGGAGGCAGCAGGUGAGGAGCCGAGCUCUCCCAGAAGAAAGACUCGGCGCUUGUCGAGCUGCAGCUCAGAACCCAACACCCCAAAAAGUGCCGCCAAAUGUGAGGGGGACAUCUUUACCUUUGACAAAGCAGGUCCAGAAUGCGACGUUCCCCAGGGAGACUCGGAGCGGAUUCCCUACUCGUCUCUGCGCAGGACUCUGGAUCAGCGCCGGGCCCUGGUCAUGCAGCUGUUUCAGGAACAUGGCUUUUUCCCCUCUGCUCAGGCUACAGCCGCCUUCCAGGCGCGCUACUCAGACACAUUUCCCACCAAGGUGUGCCUGCAGCUGAAGAUCCGCGAGGUCCGUCAGAAGAUCAUGCAGACGGCCACGCCUGGAACUCUGGAGCCCGGAGGAGGGUUGAUGGAAGCUGGCCCCAUCCCGUCUCACAGCUCCUUACUCAAUCACUCACUGCGAGAGGAUGGGUGCCCGGAGCCGCAGGGAGACAAAAGCCAGAGCUCAGAGGAGCCUAAAAGUGAAGGAUCAUAAAACCAGAUGAGAGGAUCUUGAAGCGGCGAAAAACACAGUGAAAAAAAAAGAUGGAGAGGAAUCAUUCCACUGGUGCUGAUCUCCACCAGACCUGGGCAGAAAUAUUUGGUUACAGAUACACGCAAUUACUUCAGACGCACUUUGAUUGUCUCAUUAGGCCUUUAGAGGAGCCUCAAAGCGGUGGGAUCACAUGCGAGUCCGGAUUAUUUAAGUGCUUCUUUGAUUUGUCCAAACAUCCUGAAUGUUUUUUCUGCUUUCGCCCAGGUCUGCGCUCAGCACACCUGUGCAGUGGUUUGCUGUUUAACACACAAGCUCUGUGGUAAAUCCUUUUUUGGACACACACAUUUAACAAUCCUGGUGCAUAUGUAAUCUCCAGCAAACACACACAUACAUCCUCACUUUUACCAAAUUAGACUGUUACUCUUGGUCAGCUGCCUCCAGGAGCAGCUACCGAGGACCAUGACACACAAAGGCACUUUGUCACUUAUUGUACAGAUGCAGUUUGCUGUUGCCAGCCAGCCAGCCAGCCAGCCCUCAGAUGCCACUGACUUAACCUCCUCCUCGUCCCUUCCACUCCUCAGCACAGUGGUCGGGACGCAAACGCAACACCAACGACCUCCACUGAUAUUCCACAGCCCCUCAAUGCUGCAAGACAGACAGCACACACCUACACAGUACAUGCAGACACAGAUGUGCCAUGCACGGACACGCCUGUGCAGCGUCAGCACUCACACACAGAAAUACUCAACUCUGGUCAGACGAAGCCAUUGGCCUGCACAGUUUCUAGUGAUUGUAGUGAAAAGUGAGAAGGAAAAAGGAAGGACAUGAAUCUGGAUGUAGAGUGACCAAUCUUUGCACCUUCAGUUAUUGCUAUUACGACAGACCUUACUGGCAGGAGCUGAUAAUAUACAUUUGUCUGUAUGUCUGUUGGGGUUACAUCCCCGGAAACCUGUGUGAACAGGCACCAUAAAGAGAUUAUGUAAAGAGACUGUUGGUUGUGAGGUUCGGAAGAAUCAACGUUUAAGGCGACACUGAACGGAGCACAGAGAAAAGAUGGUGGACAAAACUGGACGACGUUCAAAUGGAUGCGACAUUCAUAUUCUGGCGACAGGAAGACGGAAAAAAAAAAGGGUGGACAAGGACAACCGCGACGUGGCAAGAACAGCAAGGAAGAGUAAAAUUCCAGUCAAGCCUCUCUGAAUUUCCUCUGGAUAUGAUGUUGCUUUCUCUCGUUAUCGUGGAAAAUAACCAGUUUUUACCGUGGCCUGUUCUUUCUCUCUCGUGGCUCUAUUGUGUUUCUUCUCCUGCAUAAAAAAUUUGCAACAAAAAAAAACAAAACAAAAAAAAAGACUGAAAAAAGAAGGGGACAAAAGUUUUUUCCGUGUGCUCUCCCCAUCCCUUCCUUCACUCCCUCGGUUGCCCUUCCCUUUCUUCCCCAUUUCUCAGUGGACACAGAAGUGGGGGGCGCAGGAGCAUUUGUUGUUUUAUAAAACGUUGAAAUCAGGUGUUUGCACAAUUCGUGCGGCCCUUCCUGAGGAGGGCCGCCGCAAGUUCAAUCAGGAAAGUAUUGUUUUUAGAGAUUGUUUUAGUAGUUAAAUAAUAACCUUGUUCUCUACAUGUCAUUUUCCCUCCUCCCUUUGAUCCCCCCCAAAAAGUGUUAGGAAGUGCCCUUAAGCACUGGUCCGGGUCAAGCGCUAUGUAGCUCAGGAUGGUUGUUGGUUAGGGUUAGUUCAGGGAAAGCAGAUCCUAGACCAGCCCUGGAGGGCAGUCUCCGCAGCCCUCGCCCCAGUCUCUACCCCUCCUCCCCUUUAGUUUCGUCACUUUAUCCUUUCCCAUCAAAUGGUGCAAUAGGACAUCUAUUUCUUUUGAAAAUGGGUGGGUUAUUUUGUUUUAUUUUUGUGGGGUAUGGGGCAAGGCUCUGUGCCAUAGUUUUUCAAUUUCAUGCAGUCAGUCAGCAUGAGGGAUGAGCGGUUGUGAAACGCUCUUUACCAUUAAAAAUAAAGAAAAUCACAUCACAUGUCAUUCUCGAAGAGGUAGAAAUUUAACUUACUAAAAGUCAAAUUUUGAAUAGCACUUUUUGGCUCUUUGCUUCUUUGGCGAAGAGUGGGGGUAGUUAUUAUUGUGGAUAUAUCUUUUAUUUCACUGUAUACAGUUGGAUGUGUGGAAAUAUAUACAAAUAUAUAUACUGGUAUUUCCAUAUUUGUGCAUUUAGGUCUGUGUUUUGGUGUGUGUGUAUGUGUGUAUGUUUUGGCACAUGCAGGCAGCGUGUUAACACAAUCAACCUCUUCUCUCACCACGCAGAAACAUUAUUAAAAUAUAUAUUUUCAUUGCAUUCUAUAUUCUACUCAAGAGACAGUAUUUUUAUAGUCACCAUGACUAAGUUGUUGACCAUUCUGACUGUUAUCAAACACAGUUUGUUCAGGAUAUAUAUAUAAAAAAUACCUGUAUAUAUUUAAGAGAUAUUCAGGAUAUACAAGUAAUACAUAAAUACACAAAUGCACAGGUAAUUAAAUGCUAUUAUUUUCAUCACUAUGGGGUAAGUUAGGGCUGUAAAGUUGUAAAUCUGCAUGCAUGUGCAAUCACAUGCACACACGCACAGGGCCACAUAGACAUUUGUGCAUACACACAUAUGUAUGCGUGUACACUGUAUGAUUGUGCUUAAAAUAAACUGUCCUUACUUUGGAGAAGGAACUUUAGGAUGAGCAAGCUGAUUGUUAUCUCAUAAGCAGGCAUGUUGACCAUGUGCAAUAUUUCUAAACAACAAAAAAAAAGUAAAUAUUGAAAAUAUUAAAGAUCUAACAACACAA